AUAAAAUGAACAUAAAUCCGGGUGGGCAAAUAGGGUCUUUUUUGAAAGGCAAGUCUUAGAGGUCUCUAAAUUAUUUUCUUUUUCUCUUUUCUUUCAGGAGUCUGAAAAGCAGAAUUUGAAAAUCUGGUUUUGUUAUGGUACUAGAUCUCUGGAACUGAAGUUAAAAUUUUCCUCCAGUACCUGUUCUCUCUCAUUCUUCUAACAUCAGAGGAGAAAAUUCCCUUAUUGAAUCAACCAGAGGGUUACUGAGGGUAGCCCUACAAGCUUCAGCUCUGGAUAGUUAGGAAAAGAGAGACCUUAGUUUAAAAAAAAUGCUUAUGAAUAUUCUCUGGUUCUAAAUUCCAGUGAAAUUACAACCACUUGACAAGUUUGUGAGGAACCAGUAGUAUGGAUCCGAAUUUUAUUCUUCUUUCUUCUAAAUCUCAGACAUAUUCUUACAUAGGAGAAUCUAUGGAAGAAGGAAGCAGCCCAUCUUCCAGAGUAAGUGGACAUGAUUCAUCCAUUCCCUGGGACCAAAUCACUAUUUCUAACUCUGUUGAUUCUGACUGGUUUUGUGAUGAACAAAUACAAGCUAAAAGGGCCAGAGUAGAAACAAUCAUACAAGGCAUGUCUCUCUCACCGAACCCAAUGAUGCCCUUGAGCAAUCCCAGGGAAAAAGAGAGCAGGCACCCCAUAGAAAAUAGUAGGGAGAACAAAAGGAAACAAAAGCUUCCUCAGCAGCAGAGUCCCCAGGGGGAAGGGUGGUCACGGGACAGUAGAGGAAAUUGGAAGGGAGAAGGUCACCAUUUUAAGGAACAACUUCAGAUGCUACAGCAACAGCUAAGACAUUUUCAAGAGAGACUCUACCAGCUUUCUGAACAUAAUGUCUUAGCUCAAACCCAGAAAGAUACUGAAAGGAAAAAGAAUUUUCUAAAACAUAGCAAUGACCCAAACCAUGACCAUUGGGCUUUAGGCACUGACCAGUACAAGCAUCUCAAAAGGAACUACACCAAAGAAGAGAAACCUAAAGUUUCUGAAGAGGAAAACCAAUCUAGGACUCCCUGGUUAAUAACUUAUGAAGAGAAAACUCUAUCAGAGAUAUUAAAGAAAGAAUUAACUGGGGCUGUGUCACAAGUUGUGGAUUCAGUCUUAAGAAAAGUAUUAUCCAAACCAUCAGGCAACCAGAUUCAACAGGAAACCGAUGUCCAAGUGUCAGGCCAAGACAGAAAAAAUAUAUAUUCUACUGCUACAGGGAACACAAGGAAAGAUUUGCUUACUAUGGAAGCCUCCCAGAAUAGGUCACAAUCACAAACUGAGGCUCAAAUGAGUGCUUUGCCUUUAUCCAUGAAGAAAUGCUCAGAUUCUCUUGGGGACCCAGCCAAUUCAAGAAUGACGCAGAAACCCUACCAGGUUCCUCACGUAACCUUGGCUAUGACUUCUCAAAUCCCAGAAAAACAGAUUCUUAGCCAGCUGUUAGGGUAUGGACAAAAUAGCCACUGGAGUUAUAGCCCUUCCCAGAUCUCUUCCUCUCAAGAUACUUCCUCCCCACCAUCUUUAGACAUGCCUUGGAGUACUUUUAAAUUUCAGCCAUUAGGCAUGAGCCAACGGCCAUACCCAGUGCCCUUCACCUCUAGCCAAGUAGAAAAUCUGGCUCUUCCAACAUUGAAGAUGGAACAUGGAAAACUGAAGACUGACUCAGAUGCAAUUCCUUUCUCUUCUGUCCACAUAUCCUUUACUGGUUACUGAGACUGUCCUGCCACUAUUCAAAUAAUUGAGGGAAGCCCCAGUGAUAUUGGGAUAUGGAUAAAAGUUAAGGCUUCUUCUCUCCCAUUGUUUUUCUUAUACCUUUUCUUCCAUUCCAAUCUUUAUAGCAACCCAAAGCUUUUCACUGCAUUCAAAGACUAGCUUUGCAAAGAGUUAGCAAUUACCUAUAGUGCUAUUUCAUGAACAGCACGAAGUCUUCUUGCCAAAAUGAUUGUCCCCACCUCUUGUCAUGGCAUCUGCUAUUUGGCCAUUAGAAAUUAAAUUUCUUGGGUCUUGAAGGAUUUUCUUGCUCCAAGUAUUCCAUUAAUACCAAGAAAGAUAUCUUUAGGUCAUUUAUCGGCUAAUGCCUUGAUAUUUUUAUCCAAUGCUUCCUAUCCUGAUGGUUGUGAAUAAAAAAAUACAAGGUAAAAGUGCUAGAAUAAAAACUAUCAUGCAUGGUAAGAUGGAGACAGUGUUAGAACCUGUUCAUGGGGAAAUAGACCCUGAUAGAACUAAAGAGGCAACAUAGUGUCAGAAGUGGUACAGGGCAGUCAUGAAGGAAGUAAGCAAAUAUUCAGGCUAAUUUUGUCUGUAGUCAAAUCUGAUUACAUUUCUCAUUGCAAUAGCCACACAUAUGAUAAAUUAUCAUUAUUAGUCACAUUUUACAGAAAGAAGAAAUGACUUACCCAGAAUAAGAUUGGAGCAAAGGCAAAAGUAGAAGCUAUAUUUCUGAAAUUUCUGUUUACCCUGUUGUUCCCAGAGAUUUUUCCAGGUGUAAAUUGGUUGAGCUCACCAAAGCUUUAAGUAGCAUGAUACUGCUGCCUUACAAGGUAUCAUAUAAAAGGGCAGACGUGGGUGUGAUUUGGGAUGACUCACCUGGGUGCUGGUCCUAGAUAAAAGGAGUAC
This is a messenger RNA of Monodelphis domestica (gray short-tailed opossum), 2628 nucleotides long. RefSeq names its product prospero homeobox 2 (gene PROX2). The record is from RefSeq and is a predicted model, not a curated record. Lineage: Eukaryota; Metazoa; Chordata; Mammalia; Didelphimorphia; Didelphidae. Gene Ontology annotation, biological process: regulation of transcription by RNA polymerase II. Gene Ontology annotation, cellular component: nucleus. Gene Ontology annotation, molecular function: RNA polymerase II cis-regulatory region sequence-specific DNA binding; DNA-binding transcription factor activity, RNA polymerase II-specific.